Messenger RNA from Chara braunii, 3090 nucleotides. The record is from the annotation of a GenBank genome assembly. NCBI's taxonomy places the organism in Eukaryota, Viridiplantae, Streptophyta, Charophyceae, Charales, Characeae.
UUAGAAAAUCAGGUGUCGGUCAGAUACAUGCUGUGGUAGGAUUCCACUAGGGGAUUCUAGUGCAGAAACUAUCUGCCUAACUAAUGAGUGGGUCAGAUCAUGUUGAUGAUAGAGCAGACAAUAGAAGACUUACACGUGCAGAUGCACUAAGGGUUCCGCACGUGUUCAAGACCUUAGACGAGGGAGAAGAAAGACGGCUUCGUGCCGAACGUAGAACCCGUGCUCUAGCAGCAGGACUAGAGGAAGCAAACAGAGUAGCAAGAGAGCGGGCAACAGCAGCCAGAGCAACAGCAAUGGCUAAUGGUACCAGCUCUGCUGUGUCAUCGUCUGCGUCCUCGUCAGGGACUAGUGGGACUCAUUUGGGAAUGCCACUGAGUUCCACAAGUUCCUCGGGCACUUCCGGGUCAACAGGGUGUAGACAGUCUUCUAGUCAAAUGGCGGGCUCGCAGUUCAGCCCGUGGACCCCGCGUGAGAGGGAGCUCAGAGAGAUCCAGCAGGUCGAGAGGCUCCGCCAGCAGUUAGAGAAGGAUCUGAAGAAAGCAACCGAUAGAGAAAAAGAGAUAAAAAGUAGAGCAGCCAGACUUGAUACGUUAGAGGCUGACAAGGCUGCGUUAGAGGGAUUGGACAAAUCGAGUUUGUCUGACACCCUGAAAGUGUUGAGGGACAACAUGUUGUCACUGCAUGCGCACGUAGACAGCAGGAUGGACUUCAUGCAAAGCACUUUGGACCAGAUCCUGGAUGCAUUGACAAAGCCAGGAUUCCGGCCACCAGCACAAUCGUCGUUGCCGUUACCGGCAAUGUCAGACCCUUUUGCCGUACAAGCUGGCACACAGCCAAGUGGCAUAUCUGCAGCAGCAGCACAGACUGUUGCAUCUUCGGGUCCAGUGGUGAUUGCUGCAUCACCACAACAACAUGUUCAGCCAACUCGACGGCCGCAAGGUCAAUGGUAUCCCAAGACCCCAAUGAAACCGCCUCCGGCCUUCUCAGGCGAGAGAAAGGACGAGGAACUCAACACUUGGUUAAGGACAGUCCCGGUUUGGGUGAAGGCCAAAAGGACCUUGCUUGAGGACGAAGUGGUAACUGCGGCGUCUUACCUUGAGGGUAAGGCAGCUAAGUGGUUAGAUGGUGUAGUUGUGAAGGCCGGGUACGGGAGACGCAUGGCGGAUUGGGCWAAGUCUUUGACUUUAGACCAGUUCAUGGAGAUGGUAGAAGCUCGAUGGCAUAACCCACAGGAGGCUCAAAGGGCCACUGAUGCCAUUAACAAACUGGACCAACGCAAGUUCAGGUCAGUUAGGGAGAUUACGACUACCGUUGAGAGCCUGAUCCACGUCCCAGGUAUCAACUACAUCGACCAGUUCCUGUUGACUACGUUUGUCAGAUGUCUCCAAGAGAACAUGAGUGACUUACUAGCCAGCGAGGCACGCACUGAGUACCACUCGUUUGAGACAUUGUCUAGGAAAGCCUUAGACUUAGAGGCCACACUAUGCAAUGCUCAACCCACCUCAGGGAAUGACUCAAAGAAGAAGAAGAGUCCUCAGGAGUGGAAGAAGAAGGGGGCGAAGUUGAUGAUGGUUGAGUCUGAUGGGACUCAAACUGAGAUCGAUGAGCUCUCUGACCUGAUGGACUACUCAGAGUAUGACGGCGAAGAGGUAGCUGAGGGUAGCACCCUCGCCGAGGUAGUUAAGACUAAGGCGGCAGGCCGAGGGAAAGGCCAGCCUAGGGGUCAAGGGAAGGCCGCCUCCAAUCAGACCAAACAGGCCAAGUGGGUAAAGGCUGGUCUUGAUCAAGACGUGUGGCGUGACCGCCGAAUGCGUGGCGCUUGUAUCAACUGCGGAGAGUACGGACACACGCAGUGGAAGUGUCAGAACGCUAAGGUUGCGCAAAAGGUUGCGCCAAAACACGCUAUGAAUCGGAUCUUCCAUGACCAUUUAGAUAAGUUUGUCGUGGUUUACUUAGACGACAUUCUGAUCUUUAGUAAGUCUGUCGAGGAGCACGCACAACAUGUUAAGACAGUUCUCUCACUCCUGCGACGGCACAAGUAUAAGGUCAACUUAGAAAAGUGCGAGUUUGGUUGCACUAAGAUACUAUACUUGGGUCAUGAAGUAUCCGCGGAGGGGAUUAGGCCAGAAGAUGCGAAGGUGGCUAGUAUUCGAGACUGGCCACGACCUCAGACAGUCACUGAGGUCAGAUCAUUCCUAGGAAUGUGUGGCUACUAUAGGAACUUCGUCAAGAACUAUUCUACAGUCGCCUCUCCUUUGACUGAUCUAACUCGACUUGACACACCGUGGGACUGGAGUGAUGAGUGCGAGGGUGCUUUCAAGAGAUUGAAGCAUGCACUCAUGAAUCAUGAAGUUCUCAUGGGUCCCGAUCCGCAAAAGUCAUUCAUAGUGACCACUAACACAAGCCAAUACGGUAUUGGCGCAGUGCUGGCUCAGCAGGAUGGGAAAAAGCUGAGACCGAUUGAGUACAUUAGUAAGAAGAUGCCAUCGAAGAAGUUGGCUAAGUCCACCUACGAAAGGGAACUCUAUGCUCUCUACAAGGCACUUGUCCAUUGGAGACACUUCCUUCUAGGAAGGUUCUUCUAUCUGAGGACUGAUCGUCAGACCCUCAAAUGGAUCAAGACUCAACCGGCUCUUUCUGAUGCACUCAAGCGAUGGAUUGAGGUCAUAGACCAAUAUGACUUCAAGCUUGAGUACCUGAAGGGAGAGUAUAACAAGGUUGCAGACGCGCUAUCCCGUAGAGCAGACUACCUAGGUGCGCUAGUUUCUGAAUUUGGCAUAUCUAAUGAAGUAACUCAAUCAUUGGUGAGAGCCUAUCAGGAAGACCCUGUCACGAUGGACAUCAUCCGCAAACUUCACGCAAAAGACAAGGCCACAGAAAGUGAGUUUGUGAUGGUGGAUGGGCUAAUUUAUCUUGAUAAGGCCGGAGUAAAGAGAUUGGUAGUUCCAUCCAGUGAACAGUUGCGUAGUUUAUUUUUAGGAGAAUGUCAUGACACAACUGGGCACUUUGGCUACAAGAAGACGAGUGUUAACUGAGUACAGCGAUUUUGGUGGCCCAGAAUGUUAGAUGACGCGAAAAAGUAUGUUGAGA